Messenger RNA from Gloeophyllum trabeum ATCC 11539, 576 nucleotides. RefSeq lists its product as uncharacterized. The transcript has 6 exons. The record is from RefSeq and is a predicted model, not a curated record. Bases 1 to 576 code for a protein of 191 amino acids. Lineage: Eukaryota; Fungi; Basidiomycota; Agaricomycetes; Gloeophyllales; Gloeophyllaceae.
AUGAAAUUCUUCGCGCUCAUGCCUGCCGGCCUCUGCGCCCUCGGCACCCUGUCCGGUGUCUUCGCGCAGAACUCGGAGGCAAUCAUCUCUGACCUGAACCGCGUCACCCAGCUCUCAGCCGAGCUUAGGGUGACGGUGCAGGCCACCACUUUCCUGAACGCCACUGCGGCCGCCCCGCGGAUUGUAAACGGGCUGCAGAACAUUGUAGCUACAGUCACUAGGGCUGUUGCCGACACGCAUGCAAGUUCGGGCUCAAGCUCCCGCGACGUCAUCACGGGACGGGCGCAGAUGAAGCGUGCGAUCACCCACGAAGCAUGUGAAGCGAUUGUUACCGCUUUACUGGAUUUCGUGCGUGUUCAUCAAGCUUUGUUGAGCGUGAUUAUCGGAAAACACGGUGUCUUGUCACCUAUUGGAUUCGCGACUCCGAUCCGACUGGCCCUGGUCGCUAUUGAAAAAGGCGUUGAUACAUUUGCUAUCGACAUCAUCGAGGCGAUUCCUUGUGACAAGACCCGGGCAAACCAGGGAUUGGACUCGUUGGACGUGACUCUCGAGCGGUCUAUCGAAGCUUAUUCCUGA